This is a messenger RNA of Podarcis lilfordi (Lilford's wall lizard), 16923 nucleotides long. Lineage: Eukaryota; Metazoa; Chordata; Lepidosauria; Squamata; Lacertidae. The record is from the annotation of a GenBank genome assembly.
AUGAGAAGUAAUGCAAAAAGCAGGUGAAUGUCAUUGCACAACUCUGCCAUUUCAAUUAGUGUUUCAUUUGGAAAGAUGACUCUCUUUGGUUAGGGAGAAGACAAGUUUAUUCCAAAGUCAUUAUAGAUCAUUAUAGAUCUUGGAUUUGUGUGUGUGCAUGAUGAGCAUUAUUGUCCCAAAAUGUUUCAUUGGGAUAUUACUGGUUUACCUAAAACCAAGGGCUGAAGCAGCAACUUAACAUGCAAUUUUGUUAUAGGCAAAUGAAAAUGAGACCAGGAGAAGUUCUCAUUGACUGUUUGGAUCCUAUUGAAGAUACCAAAGGAAACAAUGGAGAGAAAGGUACAACUUCUGGUUUCUAUUGACCCUUUCUCCCUCUUCCUCAAGUGCUAUCAACACUCUGUUCCAAGCUAAAAGUUUGCAGGUUCUUGUCAGGCAGUUUUCGGAGGGUUAUUUCCCACCUUCCGCCCAGCUUUAUUUUAUUGUUUCACAAAUGUGUGUUCUUCUGCAUGCCUGGGGGAUUCCCAAUAUAUGUAGAAGCCAUGACCUUAUUUUUGGAUUGCAGCAUUUUGCUUCCCAAGUGAUUGGCACUGGGCCACCUGAGUUUGCUAUUAUUAGAGAUUACGAUGAUGUGUCAGUGCAGAUGUCCAAGAUCGCCAUGUGUAUUUAUUUAUUAAUUAUAAAUAUUUAUAACUUGCCUUUAUAUCCCUUCCUUGUGAUUUAUGUAGUAUCAGCUCCCUUUUGUCCCCUCCUGCAGAUCUUAGAUAGUAAGUAGGUCCUGAAAGAUUUUCACUUGGUUGCGGUAGUUUGCUUGCCCAAUCUCUUUUUCUAAUAUAGUUGCAGUUCACUCAUUUCUGCUUAUUUUCUUGUACAGCAGAUUUUAAUGGGUUAUUAUUCUUGGAAUUCUGCAUAGGAAAAUAGGAAUCUGCCUUAUACUGACUCAGACCAUUGGCCUAUUGAGCAUUGGCCUAUUGCUGUUUACGGUAACUGGCUCUCUAACGUUUCAGUCAGGGUUCUCUCCCAGUGCUACCUGGAGUUGCUGGGAGUUGAACUUGGGACCUUCCAGAUGCAAAGGAGAUGUUCUACCACUGAGCAAUGACCCUACCCCAAAUAGUAAACUCAUUCUCUGAGUGGGAAUCUUUAUGUAGUCAAAAUAUCACCAUCCAUGCACAAGAGGUAUCAGUAGGCUUGUGGAGAUUGUUAGAUUUGCAGUAGUACAAAAGCGUCACAAACUGAGCAAGCCAAGUGACCACAGAAUCAAAAGCUGGCUCUUUGGGAGAAAAAACCAAAAAUGUGGUGGGGCUGGAAUGGAGUAUAUAUAUUUUUUUUUUUUUUUUAAAGCAAUUUAUUGGAUUUUACAAUAAGAAUAAAUGUAAUAAACAAUAUAGCAUUCGUCUUAACAUAAUUUCACAUUAUCUUUGGACUUCCUCACAUCUCCCGCUCCCACCUUCAUCAUUAUAACAUUUUGUCAGCAAUUUAUCAUCUUAUUUAAAUUCUUAUAUCUCUUCGAUAUUUCAUAAUCUUAAAGUUCUCAUAAAGAGUUAAACUUUCACAAUUUUUCUUGUUUCCUUAAAAAUUUCUAAGUUAAGUGGUGCUCAGUUAUUUAGUCCAGCAUCUUAUUCAGCAUUCAAUCAAAUCACAAUGUUUUUGUAGGUAGUUCUUAAAUUUCUUCCAAUCCUCCUCGAUUCUCUCUUCUCCCAGGUCACGGAUUCUGCCAGUCAUUUCAGCCAGUUGCAUAUAGUCUAUCAGUUGCAUCUGCCAUUCUUCCAGUGUGGGUAGAUCUUGGGUUUUCCAAUGUUUUGCGAGUAGUAUCCUUGCUGCUGUUGUUGCAUACAUAAAAAUGUCUGGUCCUUCUUUGCCACCCCUUGGCUGACAAUACCCAAAAGGAAAGCCUCUGGUUUCUUAGUGAAAGUAUAUUUAAAUACCUUUUUCAAUUCAUUAUAAAUCAUUUCCCAGAACGCCUUCACUUUAGGGCAUGUCCACCAGAGGUGAAAGAACGUUCCUUCACACUCUUUGCAUUUCCAGCACUUAUUGUCAGACAGGUGGUAAAUUUUUGCAAGUUUGACUGGGGUCAUAUACCAUCUAUAAAUCAUUUUCAUUACAUUUUCUUUCAAAGCAUUACAUGCAGUAAAUUUCAAUCCAUUACUCCACAGCCUUUCCCAGUCCUCAAACAUAAUAUUAUACCCGAUAUCCUGUGCCCACCUUAUCAUAGCCGAUUUAACCAUUUCAUCCUGUGUGUUCCAUUCCAACAGCAAGUUAUACAUCCUUGAAAGUAUCUUAGUCUUUGGUUCUAACAAUUCUGUUUCUAAUUUCGAUUUCUCCACCUGGAACCCUAGUUUCUUAUCACUUUUAAAAACUUCUUUAAUCUGAGCAUAGUGUAACCAAUCUCGCACUUUGUCUUUCAUUUUCUCCAAGCUCUGCAAUUUCCAAGUGUCUCCAUCGUUUUCUAAUAUUUCCCAAUAUUUUGGCCAUUUGGCCUCCAUAUUGGGUCUUUUUCGGGCCUUAGCUUCCAAAGGUGAAAGCCACCUUGGUGUUUUAUUUUCCAGCAAGUCUUUAUAUUUUGUCCAGACAUUAAACAGUGAUUUUCUAACAAUAUGGUUCUUAAAGGCCUUAUUUGCUUUAACUUUGUCAUACCAUAAAUAUGCAUGCCAUCCAAAAACAUUGUUAAACCCCUCCAAAUCUAACACAUCAGUGUCUUCAAGAAGUAGCCAGUCUUUUAGCCAGCAAAACGCUGCGGCUUCAUAGUACAACUUUAAGUCCGGCAGGGCAAAGCCCCCUCUUUGUUUAGCAUCGGUUAGUAUCUUAAACUUAAUUCUGGGCUUUUGCCCUGCCAGACAAACUUCGAAAUGUCUCUCUGCCACUUCUGAAAGCACUCCAUUUUGUCCAAUACCUGCAGUGUUUGAAAUAAAAACAACAUUCUUGGCAAUACAUUCAUCUUAAUCGCAGCAAUUCGGCCUAACAAAGAAAGUUUCAAUUUUGACCAACUGUCUAAGUCUCUCUUAAUUUCUGUCCAACAUUUUUCAUAAUUAUCCUUAAAUAGACUUAGAUUUUUUGCUGUUAUGUUUACCCCUAGGUAUUUUACUUUUUAACCACAUUAAGUUCCGUCUCAUUCUGAAACCGUUCUGACUCUGUCUCAGUCAGAUUUUUCCCCAAAACCUUAGUUUUCUGUUUGUUUAAUUUAAAUCCCGCCACCCGACCAAAAUCAUUAAUCAAUUGUAAUACUCUUUUCGUACUAGGCUCUGGCUUCUGCAAGGUCAAAACCAGGUCAUCUGCAAAAGCUUUUAAUUUAUAUUGUUUCUGACCAACCUGAAUUCCUUCCACCAGCUGGUCCCCUCUAAUCAUGUUCAAUAGCACUUCCAGGACCGAAAUAAAUAACAAAGGGGAAAUAGGGCAACCUUGUCGUGUCCCUUUUUCAAUUUUGAACUCUUCUGUAACCACAUUAUUAACUAUCAGUUUUGCUUUCUGUUCUGAAUAUAUCGCCUCGAUCCCAUUCUCAAAACCCCGUCCCACUCCCAUCUCUUUUAAGUUUCCCGUCAUAAAUUUCCAAGAAAUGUUAUCAAAGGCCUUCUCCGCAUCUAUAAAAAUUAAAACAGCUUUUGUAUUUAUGUCAGUUUGGAGAAGUUCCAAAAUAUCAAUAAUGUUCCUUGUGUUAGCAAACAAAUGUCUACCUGGGAGAAAACCGGCCUGGUCCUUAUGAAUUACUUCAUUUAAAACUUUUUAAAUCUACUUGCCAAAAUAUCUGCAAAUAUUUUGUAAUCCACAUUUAAAAGGGAGAUGGGACGGUAGUUCUUCAGUUGUGUCUUUUCAGUUUCUGACUUUGGUAUCAAUGUGAUAAACGCUUCCUUCCACGAAUCCGGUGCCCUCUUCCCCUCCAUAAUUUCAUUGCUAACCUCCAUCAAAGGUUGUAUCAAAUAGUCUUUUAGUAUCUUAUAAUACUUGGAGGUCAGCCCGUCUGGCCCUGGAGAUUUGCCAAGUUGCAUGUUCUGAAUAGCUUGUUCAAUCUCCUGUCGUGUUAUUUUAGAGUUCAGGAUUGUCCUAUUUUCUUGUGACAGUUUAGAUAAUCCAUUUUUGGCAAAAAUUGUUUAAUCUCAACUUCGUCUUGCGGCCCUUGGGUGUAUAAUUUUUAAAAUAUCUCUGGAAACACUUUCUAAUGUCCACUGGAUUCUGAAUGUUUCUUCCAUCAACCUCUAAAUUUGUAACCGUGUUUAAUCUUUGUCUUCUCUUCAACUGCCAGGAUAGCAGUUUUCCACAUUUAUUCGCCGACUCAAACGUUUUUUGUUUCAUUAAUUUGAUCUUCCAUUCAAUUUCCUGAUUUAUCAAUUUAGAAUACUGUGUUUGGUACAGUUUAAUUUCUCUCAGAGUUGGCUGUGACUUUGGAUUCACUCUUAAUUUCUUCUCUAAUUCUUUUAUUUUAUCCAAAAUCUUGUCUUUUUUCUCAUUUUGUGUUUUUUUCUUUACUACAUUCUGUUGUAUCAGGAAUCCCCUCAUAACAGCUUUGCUUGCGUCCCAGACGAUUCUUUUUCCACCGAAUUGUUCAUAUUUAUCUCAAAAUAAUCUUUCAAAACUUUUUGGGCCUUCUUGGUAAUUUCCUGAUCUCUAAACAAAUUGUCAUUCAUCUUCCAUCUAAAGGAUCCAGUUGGUAGUAGUGUCAUGUCCAUCUUUACUGCGUUGUGGUCAGAACAGGUCUUUGGGCAGAUUUCCACUUUUCUAACCCUAGGUGCCAGGCCUCUAGAGAUCCAUAUUUGGUCGAUUCUUGUCCAGGUCAGUUGGGCUUCAGAAAAGAAUGUUCCUUCUCUACCUAGUGGGUUCUUUGUUCUCCAAAUGUCGAUCAAGUCCAUAUUGUCAGUCAUUUCAAAAAGGGUUUUAGGUAGUCUGCCAUCUUUUGUGAUGUUUUGACUUUGCGACUUGUCCAUGUUAGUUGACACGACCCCGUUCAUGUCUCCCAUCAUUAUGAUGUUGUUGUAAUCCAGAUGAUCCAGCAUUGUCCCCUGCAACUUCUUGUAAAAUUCCGAUUUCCCUUCAUUAGGCGCAUAGAUUCCUAAUAUCAACAGUUUCUCUCCUUGAUAUUGUAUCUCAAUAGCCAAAAUCCUUCCAUGCUCAUCUUUAAAUAGAAAUUUAGGUGACAGGCUCUCUUUUGCAUAUAUCACCACUCCUCUCUUCUUCACUUUAUCCGACGAAAUAAAUUCCUGGCCCAAUCUUUUAUUUAUUAACACUUUUCUGUGGAGCCUCGUCACAUGUGUUUCUUGUAAGCAAAUAAUGUCCAAUUGUUCUUUUUUAAUAUAUGAAAUAUUUUCUUCCUUUUCUCCGGAAUAUUGCAACCAUUAAUAUUCCAGCUCAACAGUUGCAGAGACAUCCUGGAUCUAUCUGGUUAUUUCUCCUGGGGUGGUGUCUUCUCUUGAUCUUCAAGUUCCCGAGGUGGAGGUAUUGAUGCUGGCUUUGCCUCAGGCCCGGAAGGUAGUUCAAUUCCUUUAUGUAGGUCCUCUCCGUGUGUAGCCAAAAAUUUAUCUCUCUCUUCCAAUGUUCUAAUUUUAACCUUUCUCGCUCUAAAGGUAAAAGAUAAUCCUUGGGGAAAAUCCCACCUGAAUGGAAUUGCGUUGCUCCUUAAUAGUUUAGCAAGUUCGGAAUAGGCAGCUCUAAGGUCCAACAGUUGUCUUGGGAUAUCUUUAUAUAUCUCAAUUCUUCUAUCCAAAACUUCCAGUGACUUUUCGUAAUGUAGGCCCAAAAUCUUAUCCCUUUCCUCCUUCGAUCUCAAUGUAAUCAAACAAUCCCUGGGCCUCUCCUUCUUUAUAAAUCUUCCAAGUCUGAAAGCUGACACAAUUUUAAAGUCCUUUUCUUCCAAAUUCCAGAACUUGGAAAGUUCUUUGGUCAAAAACUCAGUUAAAUUUCCUUCUUCUGCCUCUUGUAAUGAUCUAAUCCUCAAAUUAUUCUCACGAUUUCGCAGUUCUAUCAUAGAAAGAUAAGUCUGAUGUUCCCCAACUUGUUUAGUGAGUGGUCUUACCUCUUGCUCUAAAUUUUCCAAUUUUUGUCUGGUAUCCUCAGCCAGUUUUCGGUUUUCUACUGAGGCCUCCGUCAACUGUCCAAUUGCUUGUGUAUUCUGUCCCACCUGUGUAGUUAAUUUGUUUAGACAAUCUGUAUUUUUAUCAAUCUUUGCUGAUUGCGCAUCUACUUUCUUGUCCAAAGCUUCCAAUUUUUCAAAGAUUUUUCUAGCACAGAAACAGAUGCUCCUGAGGCCAUAUCUUCCAAUUGUAACUGCUCUACUUCACCCUCUCCCUCUUUUGCCUGUAGCAAGGCAGCUUCUUCAAGUUGUACUUCUGAGGGCAAAGUAGGCACAGAUGAUCUACGUGUCUGCGAGGCUGAGGUUAGAUUUGUUAGAGUUGUUUGUCUAACUCUUCCUCUUCUUCUUGUACCACUCAUUCCAAUGUUAUCUAUCAGUCAAGGUCACACUGAGUUUUUCCCACAGGAAUAGAGAGGCCCAGAGCAUGCAGACAACAAGAGAAUCGAAAGUAAAUGUUUUUAUAAAGUCACUGUUUUAAUCCAAUCCUCUAGAGGGAGCUUAAAGUGUCUUUUCAGAGUCUGAUUUAAUGUCCCAGAACCUUCCAAUAUAAGUAUUAAGCAGAGUUUAAAAGUAAUCACUUUGUUGCAGACAGUGCUUAUUUGUCUCCAAAAAGAAUGUUUCAAAUUUAAAAGGUCUCAAUACCCUCAGAUUGUUGCAACUUCUGAUAUACAGUAUCCAAGUCAAACACUGACAGCCCACUGUUACAGUGCUCAAGCAAUCCUGACUCUGGGUUGCACCUUCCAAUUUGUAAUCCAAUAAAAGGGGAAAGUCAAGUGCAAAUAAAAGGUCCAAAUCUUUAACUUGCUAAUUUUACUUUAAAUUGUAAGUUCCAUAGAUGCUUGGCUGUGUAGAGUUUAAAAUCUCUUUCUUUCAGCCUCCACUCCUCCACUUUAGUUGCUUUUUUUUCCAAGUUCAAUGGCAGCGGAAGACGGACUUCCUGUUUCCACGUCUCUCCGCUUUCAGCCAAAUUCAAGUCAAUUUAAACCUUCUCAUUUAAAAUUUGUAAUUCCAAGUGAUUCAGUCUUUACUCACGAGUAAGUUGUUUUCUUCCAGAUCCGAAUUUUGACAGGAAAAGGGAUCAGCGCUCACCGGCAGCAGCAGCGCGGCUUCACUCCGCUGACUGUGAAACGGCUCACAGCGCCGCAGCCCCCCUCCACGCUCCGGAGCCUCUUACGAGGCUCCUUCUGCAGUUGGAGGGCUGCUCUUGGCGCAGUAUUGGAAUGGAGUAUAUUAAAGAAGGUCGUGGCUGGCUGAAACCCAGGACAGGAGUGCUCCACAUUUUGUUGCACAUCCCACUUGUUUGUUAUAUAUAUAUGACAUUAAUAAAUGGAUGGGGGAUACUGGGUGUAGAAGAUCCUGACCCGAGUACAUAGUAUUGAGUAGGGUAGCCUUUGAGUUUUCUGGCUGUCUAGUAUUAGAAUAAUUUUGCGAUAAAUUAUCUGGUGAUUCCCCCCCCCCUUUUUUUUAAAUUUCCAGGCAGACUUUUGGUAACAAACUUGAGAAUUAUUUGGCACUCCAUUGUAUUGCCUAGGGUCAACCUCUGUAAGUAUCCCUUCCUUUGUUUCUAUACCAUUAAAAAAAAUAACUGGUCAAUCAAAAGCUUUUCUCCUUUACCUGGUACUGCUGCUGUUUCAAAGAGAGACAUUUACAUCCCAGUGUUAAGUGCAUAUGCUUGAAAGUAAGUCCCAAUAGUUUCAGAGCUGUGAAACACCAUUAGGAUCCGAGUGGAAGCCUCUGGUUUUACUGUAACCUUCAUCACUCUAUUAACGUUACGUCUUUGUAUUAGUAGUUAGAAUUGACAUAAUUAUUCCCGUGUAAACAAUGCAUUGGUAAAUGUUCUCAAAACAUUCUGGAAAAUACUGAAAAUUCUAACUCUCCUUAGGUAUAUCUGGCAUUCUUGAAAAUAAGAAAGCCUUGCAGACUUUGCAUUGUCCCUUACCAACUCACACUGCAAUUGUCUAUUUUCUUUGUGGGGAGCACGCAGUGUUUCAUACUUCCUAAGGUCACUUCAUAUAAAAAGCGUUCUGAUUCAGCAUAUGACUCAUCACACUACUAACUUUAAAUGUUGGACAACUUUCAGACUGAUACAAUAUUAAAAAAUUAUAAAUAAGGAUGACGUACUGUGGCCAGCCUCCUUUCAGGUCCAGUGUGCUGGCAACCAGAAACUUGGUUUGCCCUUUACUGGGUUAUAAAACUAGGUGGGCAGAAAUUUUUCAGGCUGUUCUUAUUUGCUCAUGCUCUUUAUCAAGGGCAUGUCAGCUUAGCUCUUAAGCUGUUUUUCUACAGUAUAUCUAGUCUAGUAAGAUACAGUUACCUGUUAACAAAUAGUAUUCUUCAAAGUGAUGUUAAUUCUGUUCAUAUAAAUAGCAUUUGUGGUAGCUUAGCUUUUUGUAAACAUGUAGUUAAUUGUGGACAAAUGUGGGUUGGGACCUGAGACCAUGGAUAGACUUAGCUUGGGGGGGGGGUAGGUCUGCACCAUACAUCUCUUAUAUAAGAAAACUCUGACACCAGGAUUAACUAUCCUCUGGCAGCAGCCACUACAUCAAGCUUCAAGAAGGCCACUCUUAACAGUGUGCUCAGAUACUUUGGCACUUCUUCUUCUUGAACUUUUCCACUGCUGACUGGUCAUUGAAAGGACUUGAAACUAAGCUCUUGCACCUGAGAUUGCUUAUUUUUUCCUCCUUCCCGAUCCAUUUUCCUUUUGUGUCAUGUCUUUUUGGAUUGUUACCCUGAGGGAAGGAACUGUCUUUGUGUGUGUGUUUGUGUGUGUGUUGUAAGGUUUUUCAAUUGAAAAGUAAAAUAAAAGUUUUGGAGAUAAACAACUAUGCACGUGUCUUCUCAAAAGCAAGCAGUGCUGUGGGGUUCCUGGAAAAUUUCUCAUGCCCUACAGCAGGGUGACCCAACUUUUCUUUCCAAGUGGGUCCCAAGAGUACUUUGACAUAGAAUCUGCAGGCUCCACACUGCCUUGUUGCACCCAGGGGAGUAGGAGUGAGGCCAAAAUUUUAUGUCCCCUGGCUUUGGGAAGGCAGCACAAGCACUGGGGGGGGCCAUCGAAUGUUGCUGAGGGCCACCAAAAAGGCAUUGAGGGCCACAUGUGCCCCUUGGGCCACGUGUUGGACCACCCUGCCCUAGACAGUGAUUAGCCUGCUUUUUUUACUUGUAUUUAGUAAACAAAAACAAAAAAUACUGAAGGUGCCAAACUUGGCUAAAACUGUUUUGGCAUCUGUUCAUUGUUACUAUGAAACAGAAAAUGUUCCAUGGAAAAAUAAGCACUGGAAAAAUGGCAGCCUCUGGUUAUUGGAAGCAAGUCUCAUUAGACUGCAGUGGUAUAAACAAUUACCUGGGAGUAGGUUUAGUUUAAUUUAGUUGGGUUUACCUGUGAAUCGAUUUACUAUUAUAGUAGCAGCAUGUGUUCCUGCAACUACAGUUAGUACAUAGCUGUCACACAGUGAUUUCAUUGGGAGGAAUUCAAUUUAAUGGUGGGCUCUUCUGAUCAUUCCUUCAGAGCAAGCAUUUCUGCUUGCCAGAUGGAAAUACCCCCCUCUCCUUCCCUUUCGUGCUGUUCUGGGAUUUCUUCUGAUCCUCCAGAGCAGAUUUGGGGGAGGUGGGGUGGAGAGGGAGGAAGACCUGUUGUGCUAGCGGGAACCCUUGUGUUGGAAUCAACUAGCACACCGGGUUAAGUUUAAUUUGGGCAAUUUUCUAUUCCAGACAACAAUACAUACCAGACAGAUAUCUGGAGAUAUUCAAUGACAUCUUUAACAAUACUGUUUUUGUUUUCCCUGAUUCCUUAGCUGUUGGCUACAAUUGUUUUGUAAGCACAACAACAAGAACUGCUAACUCGGUGAGUUUACGAAACAAAUUUUGAAUUAGAGAGUAUUUGGAAAUAUAUAACGUGCUCUCGUCAAAUGACAUGAUUUUCCAGUUCUUCUAAAAAACAUUUAAUUGUCAGCAAGUCCUAUGAAUUUCAAAAGCAACAAAAAGCCUUGUGACACCUUAAGGGCUAAUGACUAUAUUAUGGUAUAAACUUUUAGACAAAAGUCCACUUCAUUAGCUCCAUCAGCACUACCUAAGUUGGCAGAAUGUGUGUAGAGAGAAAAAAUGUGGAAGCAGUAAAGUCAGAGAGAAAUGAAAUGCAGAAAAAUACAGAUUACAACAUUUAAAGCUUAGGGGUUGUAUUCAGCUAAGUCAUAUUCAGAGUGACCAGUUGAUUUCAGUGGGUAUCCUCUGAAUUUGACUUAGAUGGAUACAACUAUGUCUACAAAAUAAGUAUAUGCAGAAUAAGGAAAGUGAACAUUCACAAAGUAGUGUUGAGUGUAACACAGAUAUCCUGGCACUGGUAAGUUAAUUAAUACUUGUAGUGGUAAAAGACAAACAGUUCCAAACAAACCCCAAUUAAUUAAUUACUUAAUUAAUACUAGUAGUGGUAUAAAAACCCUUUUAUCUCGAUUAGGGUAAUAAAUUCCUGAAUCUAAUAAAGUGGACCCUAUUAUUCAAAAGCUUGUAGCAAUUGAUUAGUUUUUAAAGUGUGAGAAUACACUUUUGCUGCAACAGACUAACAUGGCUACCACCCUGGAAAUUGUUACUGGUUUCCAAUUAUACUGAGAAUACAUAAAUAUUAAGAUUGUUAAUUUCUUUUGGAAACUGCAGUACUAAUAUACUAAAUCUUAUAAAUCUUUUCUCUUACAGAAAUUAAGAGGCCAGACAGAAGCACUUUAUAUAUUAACCAAAUGUAACAAUACACGUUUUGAAUUCAUAUUUACAAAUGUGGUUCCUGGAAGCCCCAGACUUUUUGCCUCUGUUAUUGCUGUACACAGGUACUUGAGCUUUUUUUAUUUUAAAAAGUGUUAGUCUUGCACAGAAGCAGGAAAUGCUUGCUGAAGUACAAUCCUAAUGAAGUUAGUUGUUUUAGUUGCAUAUGCCAUAUAAUCAAUAAAUUUUAGAAUGAAAGGUUUGCAUAUAUUUUGUUCCGUGAGGAAAUGGUAAUAAUUUGGGAUUGGCAUUCAUAUGUAUGCAAAUACACAAAGCAACCCUUAUAUUUCAAAAUAAGAAUAUUCUCAGGAUGGGCAGAUAAAUGGCUUUUUAGGAUAAAUGAUCUUAUUGAGGAAAGGCAUCCCAUUGUGGAGGUUUCCCUUCAAGCUAAACUCAAGAAUCUCUGGCAUAAUUACUUCCAUGUUGCUCAAGUUAGAAGAGGCAAAUUGGUUAGGUGAGGAGUAUAAAUAUUCCCACCCCCCCAUUUUUAUCAUUGUUUGAAACCAUGUUUUAUUAUUCCUAGAGCUUAUGAAACUUCAAAAAUGUACCGUGAGCUUAAGCUGAGAUGUGCAUUAAUUCAAAACAAGCAGUUGAGAUUGUUACCCAAAGAACAAGUAUAUGACAAAAUAAAUGGUGUCUGGAAUUUAUCUAGUGAUCAGGUACAGUGGAAUAUAUUCAUAAACUGAAAUUAAGAAUGUGAUUUUUUUAAAGCCUUUCCUGCAAAAUCUGUCAAAGAAGUUCUGUAACCACCUUGUGAAACCGACUACUUGAAAAAUACAUGGCACUGAGGUUCAGCAGAAUAUUCUUAGCUCUUUAAUAUUUAUGUGCAAGUUCUGUCAUAUUACUUGAAUUUCAUAAGGCUGUUUCCCGAGAACCGUGAGUGGAAGUGAGGAGACUUCCCUGCCCACUCUACUGUCCUGUCCUCCAAUCCCCAAAAGACACUCCUGAGGUUCAGGGGACCCUCCAUUGUGGGUCACAAGGAGCUGCUGGAGGAGAGGGAAAUUAACCAAAAUUGGUCAGAACCAUGUUAGGAAAGAAGAGCUAUCCUGGCACAAGUUGGUUCUGCCCAGUUUCAAUCAGUCCACCCAUCUUCCAGAGUUCUCUGUAUCCCACCCCACCCCAUUUCAGAGGGUCCCUGUUCCUGAGGGGAAACAUUUAAAAGGCCACUGCAGAAGGUGGGAAGGUCACUUCCACAAGUUUCCUUUGUCUUGCAUUUCUCAAGAUGCAACCCAUAUUCAUUUGGCAUAUGAAACAGAGUGUGGUGACUAUUUUAGUGUGUGAAAAUAGACACAAAAGCAAUAUUGCAGAGCAAAAAGUUAUUUUUGUAUACUGCUAUUUUAACUUUGGCAUAUGUUUCUUGCAUGCCAUUGAACUCGAACGGUAUAUUAUUUUGAGUCCUGUAGAUGCAAUGGAAAGCUUCUUAUACUGUACUAUGGUUCAACCCUGGUUUGCUGCAGUAAGGGUUUCACCAAUGGAUUUUGUAUUUAAAUGUGAGUUUUAGUAAAUAAAAAAUCCUAUUCUCUUUACAUUUUAAAUGCAGAGGGACCUAAUAUAGUGUUAUAGAAGACUAGUACCAACUAAUUAUAAUUUCUCUCUUUCCUAGGGAAAUCUGGGUACCUUUUUUGUUACAAAUGUAAGAGUAGUUUGGCAUGCUAAUAUGAAUGACAGCUUUAAUGUCAGUAUCCCAUAUCUACAAAUUGUAAGUACAAUAACAGCACAAUAUUUUUGCCUAAAUAUUAAUAUGGGUUACCUUAUUUUAAUUGUUGUAUAUAUAAUUUCCAAAGAAAUACUAUGGAAUUUUUGGCAAGUGUCAAUGGAUAUUAAUAUAAACUUGAUAAAGCUGACAAAUCUUAGAAGUACAUAGAGUCAGCCUGCAACUUGCAUGGGGGGGUUACAUUUCAGGGAUUGCGCCUGAAGCCAAAAUUGUGUAUGGUCAAAACACAUAGGGUUCAAUGGCGGGUGGGAUUGCCAAAGUCUCUUUUUCCCAGAUGCCCACCCCCUCUUUAGUUUUAAUUUUUAAAUUUGCAAAGCACAUAGAGCAGAAUGUGCACAAGUUAAAUGUGCAUAAGUUGUGGGUUUACAGUAUGUAUUUCCUCUGGUGGUUGAAAUGAAUAGUCUUUUAGCUGGAUGAUGGUGAAGGCGUACAGUGUCUUUGGUGUUAGAGACUUGUCCUGGAUAAGUUUGCUGUGACAUGCAUUAUCUAAUAUUUCCUUAUCAGGCAGUGCUUAUGCAGAAGUACACUGAUGGACAAAACUUUGUGUUUGGUCAGCUUUUAGGCUCGUAGAGAGAACAUGGAGGAUAUUCCACCUCCAAAAUCUGCAGUCAGAUUCACAUACAUUUUUGCAUCAGGCCAAUAGCAUUUCCUCUGUGCUGAGGAAUUCAGCUCAUAGCUCACACUCUUUACCACUAUGGUACACUAGUUUUUUAAAAAACAUUGGUCAGUUUAUGUGGUUUCCAUGGUAUUUCACCUGUGCUGCUAGCUGAGCAUUAUAGUUGUUUUUUGUCAGAGGCAUAUGAACAGAAUUCUUAUCAAAGUUUCCAGAUAAGAUAUUUUCCAACUUUUCAAUGUUCUCAGUGUUCUUCUCCACUAAAAAUUCAUGUGCGUUUAUAAUUACAAGUGACUGGAAAGAGAGUAAUUAAUGGAGUCAGUGUCAGUAAUUUCAGUUAAUUCUAUUAAGGAGUCAUAUUUCAGUCAUUCUUUUUAACAAACAAUUAUUUGUUUGUUUUUUCUUUUCAACCAGCGUUCAGUAAAGAUCAGAGACUCAAAAUUUGGCUUGGCACUUGUCAUUGAGAGUUCUCAGGCGGUAAGAACUCAGUAUAUUGUACUUCCUUCAGUUUUUUAAUCAUUCCAUACAAAACUCCAUUAAGACAUUUCUAAAACAUCUUCAUUCAAGCACCUAUACUUGGUGGUAUUUAUUCCUGAGGAAGUUGCUGCUUUGAUUAGGAUGUCAUGGUAGUAUGAUCUUUUCAAUCUGAAGAGCUUAGUUAUGAGUUCACAGAAUAAUGACUAUGAUAAAUGAGCACCAGGUGACUAAUCAAAUCUCUGAAUGAGACACCAGCAUAUCAGCUUGGUCACUUGCUAUUUUUGAGUGCUGUGCCCCUGUAAAAGUUUAGAGUCUUGAAAUGAUUUGCUCCUUAGUAGUUCUUGGGAGUAGAACUGUUUGUGAAUAAAUAGAUUCAGAAACGCAAUUAUGAAUGUGUCAUUGCUGAUUACUUUCCACAUGGCACAGUUGAGAUUAGUACUUAAAAAUAGCUUUCAACCUGGAAUUGUUCCGUUGUUUUUGUAACACUAUAUUUACAAUUAUAGCCAUUCAUAAAAAUAUGGUGACUAAUAAUGAACAUGUAACGCACUGCAAAGCCCCAUUGCUAUAUUUAUUUAAUAUAGAUGUUGUAUUGUUUCUAUAUAUCUGAAUGUUUUAAAUACUUGAGCAUGAUUCAAAUUGAUAAUGCUUUGCCUCAUCUUCCUAAUAAAACUGUGGCUUAUCGUUGAUACAGUAUAACAUUUUGUAGCACAGUUUCAGCCAAAAUGGUUUUACUGAAUUUGGGUCAUCAUACUGUGGGAUAACAAUUGGAUAUGUUUUCUUUCAACAUAUACUCUCUUAUAGACUGGUGGUUAUGUGCUUGGAUUUAAGAUUGACCCAGUGGAAAAACUAGAGGGAACAGCAAAAGAAAUAAAAUCAUUGCAUCAAGUCUUUUCAGUUAAUCCUAUAUUUGGCGUAGAUUACGAAAUGGAAGAAAAGGUAUUCCUAUUUUAAAAAUACGAUUUAUAGAAAUUAAACUAGCUACUGUUUACUUAACAAGAUUUAAAGAUUAGAUUUAAAAGUGUUUUCUUUCAUUUAUUAAUUUUCAGCCUCAGCAGCUAGAAGAUCUGACUGUGGAACAAAUACAGGAUGAUGUAGAGAUUGAGGCAGAUGAGCAGACAGAUGCUUUUGUGGUAAGGUUCUACAGAAAAAUAAUAAUCCUCUGUUGAUUUACCUUGAAUUAUGUAGUCCUGUGCAUACUUUGACCCCCCCCCCGAACUCUGUGACGCAAUUCACACAUCACCGUAAAUCACAGUUAAUGGCUUACUGUAAAUAAUGCCUGAUCACUUCCACUUCACUCCUGCUCUAGUGUGUGUGGGAUGAUCAAGCGGCAAAGCUUGGCUUCUCUCCCUGACAAACCAUAAUUGACAAGCCAAGAAAAAACCAUGAUCCCCAUUUCAGAUAUCACGGUAAACCUUGUGGCUUGAUUCUCCCAUUUGCAUUAUGGGAGAGAGAAGUGGAAGUGAUUGGACAGCAUUUAUGAUAAGCCGUGAAUUAUAGCUUACUGUGACUGGCCCAGCAUAGCUUCCUUCUGACCUACAGGGUCAGGGUGUGCAUCAUUUAAUGUUUCUGAUCCUAUGGGAAGAUUACAAAACUUUGUGGAAUGGAUCCAAAUAUGCCUAGUGCAAGCGCAGAGGGACUUCUGCUUGUGAAAGGCAGCCCCACCAAAUUGGUCCCUGAGCUUCCAAAGCCCCUGUACCCAAUCCCACAUUGUUUCCCACAUUGGAGGAAGGGAAAGGAGAAUGUUAGCCACUUUGAGACUCCUUCGGGUAGUGAUAAAGCGGGAUAUCAAAUCCAAACUCCUCCUCUUCUUCUUUCAGAGGGUCCCUUGACACUUGGGAGCAGGUGGUUUUGGCCAGGAAAGCCCCGCUGCAUGGAGUUCUAUUCAUUUCUGGGUCCAACCCUAUAUUUCACAACAAAAUUCUUGGUCGUGAAGAAUGGGAGACUACUUGCAGUAGGUUAUAUCUUGCUCACCUGCGUGUUUCAUACUCAUUUGAGUUUGUGAUUAAACAGAGUGGCUCCAUUUCAGCUAGCAAUCACCUUGAAGCUAUGCUGUUCUUGUGGUCCAGCUGCAUGAAGUGAUAAGAAUACACAUUAUUUUUUUUUGCCCUGAGGUCCUUUAAAAGUCACCUAAAUUCCAGAGACCCUUGGGAGCAGGAAGGGGAAAUCCUGUAGCACAGGCAGAAGUCCCUUGCACAGUAUAGUGAGCACCUGUGACAAUACAUCUAUUGCAAUCACACUGGAUUUUUCAAAGAUCAAAAUGCUAUCACAUAUCUUCUACCUCUUCAGUAUGCCUUCAAAUAUCUGGUGAGUUGCUGAGCACCUUUGGGUUCCUUACUUCAUUAAGGAAAGAAAUGUGAAUAACUUUCUCAUGUGAAUAUUUCACUCUUUGUUUGACAGUCACCAAAGACAUGACACUAGAACACAUUUCUUAAGAGUGUUAAUGCUGUUGAAAUAAUCAAGAGUCCUGACCUCUGUAUCAGUGUGGUGUAUCAAAGUGAAGAAAGCUGUUUUAAUUGCUGCUCACAAUUGCUAUAGGUUAGGUAUGAUCGAAGCAUUUCCUUUGUGUUUAAACAAGCUGGCAGAAAACUGGCAGUUGAAAGCUGGCAGAAAAAAUUACUUUGUUUAAUGCUAUAUUUUAUAAAUCUGUCAAGGCGAAGAGAUUUAUUUGAUAGAGUGUAAAAUGGAGUUACUCAUACUGAAUAAGGGGGAAAUGAAACAAAAUGGCAGUACAUGGUUUUAAUAACCACUUCAGAUAUAAUUAGAUAAUUAGAUCCAAAAGUAUUUAAUUGAACUGAGUUACUUUGUGUUUGAAUUAACAAAUAUUCAAUUCUUAGGCUGCAGUACUAUCCAGUUACCUGGGAAUAAGCCCCAUAGAACUCAGUGGGGCUUCUCAGCAGGCAUACACAAGGUUGUGCUGUUUAUAAUUAAAAUAUUUAAGAUGAUAUAUAAUGUUAAUUGUAGGCCCACGGAUUUCAGUGGGUCUCCUUUGAGUAUGACUAACAUUACAUAGCACCCUUAGACAAUUACUUUUUAAGGUUUUUAAUUUUUUUCUACUUUUCUGUUGUAGGCUUAUUUUGCUGAUGGAAAUAAGGUAAGGUUUUAUUUUAUUUUUAGUGAAAACUUAAUAGUGUGUUAGUUCCUAAUGGCCUAAUUGAUUAUACAGUAUUAACCUUUGUUUUCUUGCAUUUCCUCUCUUCCUUAUUUCCUGAAAAAAAGCAACAGGACCGUGAGCCUGUUUUUUCUGAAGAGUUGGGGCUUGCCAUAGAAAAACUAAAAGAUGGCUUCACACUGCAAGGACUCUGGGAAGUAAUGGGUUGA